Molecule: messenger RNA, 5919 nt
Organism: Nematolebias whitei (Rio pearlfish)
Lineage: Eukaryota; Metazoa; Chordata; Actinopteri; Cyprinodontiformes; Rivulidae
Gene: igsf9b
Product: immunoglobulin superfamily, member 9b
Exons: 20
Coding region: 1-5856 (1951 amino acids)
Biological process (GO): cell-cell adhesion
Molecular function (GO): protein binding
Source: RefSeq, a predicted model, not a curated record
AUGUGGACACCCCAGGGGGUGGUGAGAGGUGCGUCUCAGGGUUUGGCGUCCCUGGUUCAGGCCAGAGUGGGAGCCUCUGCAGAGCUGAGCUGUAGUCUCACACCUACCGGUACUUCCAAAGAAGCCACCACCCCAAACCUGUUCCCGCUUCAUGUUGUGGAGUGGGUGCGUCUUGGUUACAACGUCCCCAUCCUCAUCAAAUUUGGAGUAUACGCUCCUCGUGUUCAUCCUAACUAUAAAGGGCGUGUGUCUCUGACUCGGGGCGCCUCUCUGCUCAUAGAACGGCUCACCCUGGAGGAUGAGGGCUGGUUCGAAUGCCGCAUCCUCCUCCUGGACAGCAAAACCGAUGACUUUCAGAACGGCACAUGGACCUUCCUCUCUAUCACAGCUCCACCGUUGUUUAUUAUGACACCACCAACUUUUGUGGAGGUUCUGCUCGGAGACUCUCUGACUCUCAGCUGCGGAGCUCAUGGCAACCCUCGACCGACUGUGGUCUGGCACAAAGACGAGAGCCCAAUAGAGAAACAUGAAAAAAUAAAAGUGCUCAACGGCACCUUGUCUCUGGGAUCAGUCACACAAAACUUUUCAGGAGUGUAUAAAUGCCAUGUGUCUAACUCAGAGGGGAACCUGACCCACUCUACACAGAUCCAGGUCCAAGGUCCACCGAUCAUCAUCAUUUCCCCCGAGGACACCACCCUCAACAUGUCCCAGGAUGCAGUUCUGCAGUGUCAGGCUGAUGCCUACCCUUCAAACCUCACCUAUGAGUGGUUGAAGCAAGGACAGAACGUUUACCAUAUUGAAUCCCUGAAGUCCAGAGUGAAGAUUUUGGUGGAUGGAACUCUUCUGAUCCCUAAUCUAAUCCCAGAAGAUGCUGGGAACUACACGUGCAUUCCAACGAAUGGAAUAUUGACCCCGCCCUCAGCUUCUGCUCAUCUAAAAGUGAAACAUCCAGCUCGUGUGGCAAGAAUGCCUCGGGAAACUUACCUGCCUGCAGGAAUGGAGGGAGUGAUUUUCUGCCCUGUUCAGGCCGAUCCUCCUGUUCUGUACGUCAACUGGACCAAGGAUGGGAAUAAUUUGAAUCUUGACAACUUUCCAGGCUGGAUGGUGAACUCAGAGGGUUCAGUUUUUAUAGCAACAGCCAAUGACAAUGCUGUUGGCAUGUAUACCUGCACUGCCUAUAACAGCUAUGGCACUAUGGGCCAAUCCGAGCCCACUAAAGUCAUUUUGCAGGACCCUCCAACGUUUCGAGUUCCUCCUCUACCAGAGUAUCUCCAGGAGGUCGGCCGAGAGUUGAUCAUCCCCUGUGAAGCCAUUGGAGACCCUGCUCCAAAUAUAACCUGGAGCAAGAUCGGUCCUACUCCUCGGUCGUCGUACACUGUGUUGUCCAACGGCUCCCUCUUGCUGCAGCCGCUGAGCAAAGAUCAACACGGAGGCUGGGAGUGUUUGGCUACUAACCGUGUGGCCACUGUCAGUGCAGUCACCAUGGUCAUUGUGCUGGGCACCAGUCCUCAUGUUGUGUCCUCGGUGAACGUCACCACUGAAAUGCACCAGGCAAACGUGUCCUGGGUCCCAGGCUUCGAUGGUGGAUUCACUCAGAAGUUCACUGUCUGGGUCAAACAAGCAUCCAGGGGGAAACAUGAAUGGGCGUCUCUGCCAGUGCCAACAUCCAAAAACUACCUGCUUGUCACCGGGCUGCUUGCUGGCACUGGCUACCAGUUUAGCGUCCUACCUCAGAAUAAACUCGGCUCAGGACCUUUUAGUGAAAUUGUAUCAGUGCGAACAAAAGCUGUGCCUACAGAGUCCCCUAAAGUCAUCACUCCUCUCCUGGCCCUGGGUCCCCCAAUACUUCUGUCAGCUAAUCGGACUGAACGAGGGGUUCUCCUACAGUGGCUGCCUCCCGAGGCUCCAGUUUCUCCACUGACAGGUUUUGUGCUGCAGGCCCGGUUGGAUCAGGGUCAGUGGGUCAUUCAUAACAGCAACAUCAGUGCCAAUCAGAGUGAACUACUCGUGCAAGGACUGUUCAGGGAUGCCACUUAUGAUUUGAGGCUGAUGUCCUGCAGCUACAAAGUUCUCAGUGAACCGAGCAGGUCUGUGAGUGUAUCCACAACAGGAAUGGAGGUUUACUCCCUCCGCCCAAGUUUCUUAGAGGUCAUCCCUGAACCGCUGUUGGCUGGUGUGAUCGGAGGAGUGUGCUUCCUGUUUCUUGCCAUCGUCCUUUCUUUGGUGACGGCAUGCUACAUGAGUCACAGGAAACAGCAGAGACGCAGAAAGAAAAGACAAGACAUGCCAUCUGCUUUCCAAAAGAGCCCUUCUCAGGAAGUUCGCUCACCUCCACGCAGCCCAGACAGCGUCCUCAAGUUGAAGCUUUGUCCACCUCUUCCCUUCUUUCCCAGCUCCACCUGUUCACAGUUCAAUCGGUCCUCCUUUGAUAAAGCCAGCCGUGGGGAAUACCACGAUCAGAGGAAGCAACUUUUGGCCAACUCGUCUCCACCACCUCAUUACACUCUUUUUGAAAGCCACCUGGGUUCCCAGGCGCCUUCACCAACUGCCCUAGAGUCCAUUUCCAGAGGGCCAGAUGGACGCUUUAUUGUUCAGCCGCUGCCACAGAGUUCAAGCCCCUCUAGUAAGAAGAAUCUUAAGACAGACGUCCUGCUAAGUAACGGUAGCGUGCAUGGUUCAGGGAGCAACAGGUCGUCAUUCCGAGAUUCUCCAAAGUCAAGCAUCAGGAGUUCAGAAAAGGACGAGAGGAAAGAGUCUCCUCUCGCCGUGGACGUACCAGAGCUGAGCAGGCCUCCUGCUUCACCAGGAAGAGUACGAGCCAUGGCCAGAAACUUCUCCCGCCGCGGCUGCUUUUACUCUGACGAUGAACAAGGAUCUGAAACUCUUUUGGAGAGAGUCAGCUUUUAUUCAGAUAACAGUGAGAGAAAAAACAGCGAUUCUCUGAGGAGGUAUUGCAUGCCUGGCCACACCGAAGAUCUGUUCUCCAGUUUAGGAAGGAGAACAAAGCUUCUUGACAGAGACAGGUCGUAUCAUCCGGGGUACCAAGCUAAUCAGAGCGAUGUGACUGAUAACAGCACCCUGGUCUCACAGCUUGAGAGCGAGCUGGAGAGGGAAAGUGUAAACAAGUGUGCCCAUUUGGCAAAAGAACGAGAAGAAAUUGAACAGGAGUUAAAAACUUAUGCAGCUGAUCAAAGACAUCUGAGUCGAGUGAGAAAAGAAACGCAUCCAAGUCAAACGAAAAGCCCUCAAAGGGAUGCAUCUAAAUCAGAGGGAGAACCUGUUUGGAAGCCUCAAGAUGUCACGAUCAGGCAGAAAAGCAGGGCCUCAGGUGUGACAAAUCAAGUAUCUGACUACAGGAGGGCGUGCUACUUUGGCAGCACCAGCAGUCCUUUGGAUCGGCUUCCUACAGCUCGUGUACAGUGGGACAUUAGCCCUGUCACAUCUGUCACCAGCCUCAUUCCUGUUCAAAGCCCUCAUAAGACCUCAUCCCCUGGGCUGUCUAGUGAAACCACAGAGGACUCCCUGGCUGUGGAUUCAUUACAAUCGCCGGUCACCCAGAACACCUCCCUCGGCACGCUGUCCCCGAACAUCACCUCUGAAACUUCUGUUCUCCACCUAGAAACACCUGACAGAGCAAAGUCACCAUCUUCUCAGAAAAAGUCUGAUGUACAUGUGAAACCCAACACUGAGCAGAGCUUAAAGGAAAAGCCACAAAGUGCAGGUAUUGUUUUAAAAUCUAAAAUUCCACCUGCUCCUUCUGGCACUCAGGUCCUCGAUUCAUCCGGAAGAAGUUUUUCAGCCACCGACGAGAGGCCUGAAUGUUCAGCUUCUGCACCAUCUAACCAGACUGGGAGAACUUCAGAAGUAGGCGCAACCAAACGGGAUUUCAGUCCUUCCAAUUCUUCUAAUCUAAACUAUAGACAUCAUGAAGCAUCAGCGAAGGCCAAAGACAGAGAGACUCAGGAGCAGGAAGAUCGAUGCAGUUUAGGUUUUUACUCAGAGUUAGAGAGGGAAGGCGUUCGAACACGAUCUAGAAGGAGUGACAAAUGUCUGUUCUCUGAUAGUCCUAGCCCUGUUUCAACAUUAACGUUCGUAGAAGAAGUCGAGAGUGACCAGUCUCAGUUUUCUGUCCCUAGAAUGUCAGACUCCUUCAAGGCCAAGCCUGCUGCCCCAUCCCCACAAAUGUCCCCAAACCAGACAAGUGCAAUUCUUGAAUACCUGAGCCUUCCAGGUUUCAUUGAAAUGAGUGUGGAUGAGCCAGUGGAAGAGGUUCCAGAGACAGAUACGACUGGACAAAGUUCAGAACUGAAGCCAGAAAAAUCUGUAGUGGCUAAACCCGAUGUAGUCCCUAGAAACUGGGAAGUUCACGUGCAGGAAAAGCCAGUGCCCGUCUCGAGCCGAGCACAAAAUGAAUCUGUAGCCGCUGCAGAAAGCAGCAUCAAUGUUAGCAAAAAACAAGGCCAUAGACGAUCCUCGCAUGUGGAAACUAGAGUAAGAUUCCCAGAUGACGCCAGACCAGCCUCACCUUGUUUGGAAAAAACAAGCAAGCAGAUCUAUGAUGAGAAAUUGAAAACUCGAGUUGGUGAUAAUAGCACAGGCAGGCCUGAAUCCAGACUAGGGUCCAGGUCAGCUCACACGUUGGUCAGUGCAGCUAAAGGCAUGGCUGACAUCGUGUCGAAACACACGCCGGGUUUUUUAGAUAAAAGUGAGUUUCCAUCGGAGCAACCCCAAAGACAAGCUUCUCAGGGAAGCAGGACUAAUAAGAUUGUGUCACGAAUAAAUCAAGCGCCUGUGCCAUUUCUAAAGAAAUCCUUAAGCCUGGGCCCCUGCAGGACCCUCUCAGGUGUAGGACAGCCUCGUCCUUUCCUCAAGAAGUCCAUCAGUUUAGGCUCGCAGAGGUGGGAGCACUUUGAGAACCCGAGGACGUACAUUUCAGAGAACUGUUACUGGGAUGAAUUCCCAAACCUAGAUGCUCCCAUGAAGUCUUACAGUUUGGGCCGAAUGCCGUCUUCCCUCCCCAGACCAGCCCCCUGCUGGAGAGAGUACGUCCCAUUUAGGCGUCCCAGCAUGGGGAGCUUAGAGAGGCCCCAUCACGCACAAAGAUCCUCCUACCUCACUCCAACUAUGUACCCGCCCAGAUCAACCUCAGUGUCUCCGAUGAUGGAGCCCCCAGAUCCACGACAGCAGGCUGCUGUUUUCCCAGAGUCCUCCAGGUGGUCUCCUUCUUAUCGGGACCCUCUUAGGUCCACCCAGCAUCAAUAUAUACCCAUGUCCACCUCCAUCCCUCUGCCCCACUACCAGCACUGGUCAGAACCCAGAGGAGAAAGCCUGAGGUUUGUGGACUCCAGGAGAGGCCCUCCAAGGUCCUACCUGCCCAGAGGCAUCAGCUGGCCCUCUCCUUAUUACUCCCCCUUCCCCCCCAGAGAGGAAGGAAGCUACCGACAUCCAGACAGGACGAUGGGGCGGAGCGGAGACUAUGAGCUCAGGGAUGGGGGCAGGACCAGUUACGCCAGUCAGAGCAGCGGUAGAGGUAGCGCGGGUCUCCUCCGACAGUCGUUGUCCGUCACGCCCACGCUGCUCAGCUCCCCGGAAACCACCGAGGAACACGAGCGGCACAGGGCUGAGAUGGAGCUGCCCAGGAGGAGAGUGAAAAGAAGGAACACAUCAGUAGAUGAGAGUUAUGAGUGGGACUCUGCUGAUGCCUGUGUGGACUCCGAGGUCCUGGAGGCCAACAGGUUUGGUCCAUCACAAAUGGGUUUUCGUAGAGGGCGGGGGGAUCUUCGAUGUGACCAAGCUGCUGGCCUCCGGGAUCAGCAACAGAAAGGUACAUCUAAGACAGGUUACCAUUUCUAUUGAACUGAGGGCAGCACUGAGGUCGAGGACACUGGAAACAUUUUGAAGUUUUUAUUUCUCCGUUAC